AAUGAUCGCUUGCACAAGACCUACAUCCGGUUCGUGUGGUAUGCCUAAAUGCAUGCAGUCCAAAGGGCAUUUGCAGAAACGGACAAUUAAAUGACUAUGCUCUGAGGUGACCACCAGGGUGUUGCCUUAUCCAACCUGAAGAUGACCAGUCAUUUGCGGGGUGAAGUUAUCCAAUUAUAUAAAAACUUGCUGUAUCUUGGACGGGAGUACCCAAAAGGCGCAGAGUACUUCAGGUUGCGCCUUAGAGCAGCAUUUGAGAAGAACAAGGAUGUUCAAGACCCAGAGAAAAUCAAAGAACUCAUCGGACGCGGGCAGUUCGUGGUAAAAGAACUGGAAGCUUUGUACUACCUUAGGAAGUAUCGCGCAAUGAAAAAACGCUAUUAUGAGGAUGGGGAAUCAUAGACCACACAUUGGACCCUCACACACACAGGGUUCCAGAUGUUCAAACGCUGUCAUAGUUUCCUUGAAGACCUUACAGAACACAGUUAUUUGAGACCAAGUUAUACAACUUUAGUUCUGUGGACAAAAUGUUUCUCAUUAACUGCAUUGCCCACAGACACACCUUUUGUCAUGUUUUUAUGCCACUGUCGUUGUAAGCUGCUGUUCAACCCAAAAGAUAGAUAAUAGAUCAAGAUGUAACUUUUAAAAAUCUAAAACAAAUAAACAUUUCUUUAAUAAACAA
Sardina pilchardus (European sardine) is the source of this 682-nucleotide messenger RNA. It is a transcript of the gene lyrm5b, whose product is annotated as LYR motif containing 5b. The record is from RefSeq and is a predicted model, not a curated record. Gene Ontology annotation, biological process: respiratory electron transport chain. Gene Ontology annotation, cellular component: mitochondrion. NCBI's taxonomy places the organism in Eukaryota, Metazoa, Chordata, Actinopteri, Clupeiformes, Clupeidae. The transcript has 3 exons. The coding region runs from base 142 to 402 and encodes 86 amino acids.